AUGGCAUCCACACCUACCCAUUGGAAACUCAUCCGCGUGCGAGCAGAGACAAUUGAUCUUCAACGACUUGUGGAAGAGUCCAACUCAAGAAUCUGCAUUGUUCAGGAAUGUGAUGACAAUGGCAAAGCUUUCGAAGUGGCUGUCGAACCAUCUUACCUGGCAGAGGUCCAGGAGCUUCAAUCGCACGCAAAUCUUCCUUACAAUCCUACACACCCGAGAGAGGCUGAGAAAGCCAUUCUUGGUAUCUAUCAAGCGAACAGGAAAGCUCGCGAGCGCUGGCUCCAACGGGCUGUCGAUGUAAUCUCCUCCGAGCAUCACCACGAAAUCAAGGAAGCUUAUCGCAAUCUUACUCAGCUCCUAGGGUUGCAGAGAGAACUGGACAGAAAGAUACUAAUCCAGAAUAUAUCGGACUCUCUGGCUUCCGUCCGCCGAAAAUUGGCAAGAAAUCUUGUAUUCUUGUUUCUGAAUCUAGAAGCAGACCAUACGUCUGCAGAUGCCCAAAUUUUCCUCGCGAGCAACGAGGAGGAGCUAAUUGACAGUCUCAAGUUUGGACUAAAACCUCCAACACCUUUCAAUCGUGACGAAUGCCAGAUAACAUCACUUUUCCGGGCUCUGUUAGAGCUAUCCAGUGGGAGAGUCGACUUCUACCAACAUAAUUUCGCAGAAAACUACACAGCAAAGCAAAACAGUGAGCUCUGCGCUAGGAUUUUUGACAUCAGCGACAUCAAAACAUUCGGAGAAUUUGAUGUACGAGAGAUUUCCAAUUCACUCUCGAAGUCUCCUCUUUUCGUUGGGGAGACACUGAGUGCCGAAGGACUGGGACAAUGGGCAGCGAUAAUGAAUAGUUCCCUCCAAGUCGGAUUUCCCUCAGGACACUUGAAUCUUCCGUCACAAAUAUUGAGCGGAUUUGGUGUUGGUCAGAUCAAAAUGUUCGAAACUAUCCUGAUAGAUACAUAUCAAAAUCUUCCACCACUGAACAAGCCAGCAAAUAACACUCUCCUUCUUUUGACCUGGAGCACUUCCGUCUCUCAGUGGAGUGAACAUGGUCCCAAUGGUCCACUCAAAGUUCUCGCGAACUGGGCAAAGUCAGAAGAAGGCUGGAAUCUAUAUGUGCGAGUGGCUGAAGAAUUCCAAGGCCAUCAAACCGUAGAGCAACUCACUUUGACUAUGUCUGCACUAUUGAGCUAUCGAAGACUUUAUCCUGAUUUUCUGGAUUACUCCGAGCAACCAAUCACAGCUAACUAUAUAGCUGACCUCGACGCACUUUUACAUGGGACGUCGAUCGGAAACAGCGGAAAAGUCGCUGAACGACUGUUGUUUGCUUUGGCAAGGCAACUUCAAUCCAUGGGAGAAGAUUUUGGUGAUAUCCGACAGUUCCUCGAGACAAUCCUUGAUCGGGAGCCGCCUCAGCGGCAUUUCUUUGACGCACUAUCGGAUGAAUACGUGCAAUUAAGAAUGAGCGGUCGAUCUCACGAGACUACGAUGAUAGAAUUGACGCAUGGCACAUCGGCGGAACUGAGAUGA
Exophiala xenobiotica is the source of this 1524-nucleotide messenger RNA. RefSeq lists its product as uncharacterized. NCBI's taxonomy places the organism in Eukaryota, Fungi, Ascomycota, Eurotiomycetes, Chaetothyriales, Herpotrichiellaceae. The transcript is spliced from 5 exons. The coding region runs from base 1 to 1524 and encodes 507 amino acids. The record is from RefSeq and is a predicted model, not a curated record.